AUGCCGUGCAAAAAGGCAAGGCUGCUGCGGCGACGAGUCCAUGUAGGGACGGAGUCGUCGAGUGUCGAGCCUUGUGAAACAUCUGUGGUGAAGGUGGAUUAUGAUGAUGAUGAUGAGCCUGUCAAGUCCGAACCAGCAGCUCCAUCUGAAUAUGAUCAAGCCGCCGAGGAAGCGGCCGAGGAGGAGACGAUGGCGAUGAUGAUGGGAUUGGGGGAGCUGGCCGACGAGGCAGCUGAGGAGGCGGCCAGAAUCGGGGAGAAGAAGAACAGGAGAGACAAUCUGUCGAUCGACGAAAUGAUGGCGAUUACGAGAGAGAUGGUAGGGGAAGUACCCGAGGAAGCCAACACUGAUCAUAAUGCCUACUAUGCCCGUGUUCACCGCGAAAAUUGGGACCGGCUCUUCGCCCAACACUACGGCCCCUUCGACCAGACCACGUCCAUCCCUGCCUCGUGCUUCACCGACCUUUGCCGCCCUAACAACAGCUACGCCCACAAGCAGGAGAUGCUCCAGAUCUUCUCGAUCAAAGUCGGGAAGAUAAAGAAGCCCCUGAAGUGGCCUUUACAGGUUUUUGGUUCGAUCGCUGUGCGGGAUGCGGUGGAUCGCAAUCGCAUCAUGGUGUUCCACCGUGAGAGGGAUAACUGCCAAACCCUUACCAAGAAGGAUCGAUUUCUUACGCUAACGGGGCCUACCCGAGGAAUUGUGAUGAAUGUACAUCAUAUCUAUGUUGAAGUUGAUCUGAAGGCGAAGGGCACCACUAAAUCUGAGGAUAAAGAUUUAAGCUAUUUAGCAGUUGCGUCUCUUCCUUGGGGCCCGUCUUAUCGUGCUGAGGCUAGCAAGCUUAGCACACUAGAGUUGACAUACGUUCGAAUGUGUAACUGUGUGGAAGCCGCAAUCAGUGUGAAAGUCAAAAAGCAUGGGUUAUGGCCUGGCUGCAGGGGUUUACUCACUGCCAGUACAGCUAGUUUCGAGAACAUGGAAAUCCCGUUGCUUGCUUUUGAAGGCGAUAGAUUGCCGGUUGAUGGUAGUGGCAGGAUUGAGCUUUCACGCCGCGUGGUCAGCGUCGAGCUUCCGCAGCCUGAAGGAAAGCUUGUGUUUUCGGCGAAGGCACUACGUGGUAGUGAUGAGAAAGAUGUGAGGAAAAUUCGUAAAACUUUUACUCCCAAAAAGUUUGGUAAAACCAAGGAGAAUAUUAAGAUUGGCUCCUGUGAGAUGGAGGUAACUGUCACAUGGUCCCUUCUUCCGAGUUGUAAGUAUGAUUAUGACAGUGCAUUUGUAAGGUAUUAUUAA
Messenger RNA from Triticum turgidum subsp. durum (durum wheat), 1287 nucleotides. Lineage: Eukaryota; Viridiplantae; Streptophyta; Magnoliopsida; Poales; Poaceae. The record is from the annotation of a GenBank genome assembly.